UAUGAGGCGGCGGGAGCCAAUCGCGGCCCAAGAGGGCGAAGCUGCCUGCCACCUGGGCUCAGGUGAGCUCCUCUCGGCUUCCCGGCGUUACUCGGCGCGCGGGAUGGACGGCACCCGGAAGGCUUCGGAAGAUGGCCGAGCCGAGGCGGAGUUCCCGCAAGUGGAGCUCCUGGAAAGCCAUGACUCGGACCCAGAGCAGCCGCAGGGCCCUGGGGAGAGGCGACAGCCCGGGAGUCCCCAAAGCAGCCUGAGUGAGGUGGCGGGGGGCUCGGCCAGGAACCUUCCGGAUGAGAAGAAGCCGCCUCCUCCUCGCCCGGGCCCCCUGGCCAUGCCGCCGCACAGCCUGGGCUACGGCGCCUUCCGCCGCCUGGGGUCGGCCAGCCGAGAACCGCCGUCGCCGGGCGCCGCCUGGGCGGAGCAGCCCCGGGAUGGCGAGGCGGCGGCCGGAGCCGAGCUGGAGCCCUGGGCUGCGCCGGGAGAGCAGCCGUCCGGCUCCUGGGCGCCCAUGGAACUGCAGGUGGACGUGCGCGUGAAGCCGAUGGGCGCCGCCGUUGGCAGCCAAGCACCCCCGCCGUCGCCGUCCUCGCGCUUCCUCACCGUGCCGGUGCCCGAGUCCCCCGCCUCCCUCGCGCACCCGCUGUCGUCCACCGAAGGCCAGGACUCGCCGCUGGCCGUUGGCCCGACGGAGCGCGGCAGCGACGCCAAGGGCCGCGCGGGCUCGCCCGGCUCUCCCACGUGCCGCUGUCGCUGCAAGGAGCACGAAGUGGAUGAAGAGGCGGUGCAGCUGCUGCGUGCAGGCUGGGACACCAAGAAGCUCCCCCGAGCGAUGACGCUCAUAGGCCUGCCCACCUACAUGAAGUCCCUGCGCUGGGCCCUGGCGGUCAUGGCCGUGCUGCUGGCUGUCUCCACGGUUGUCAUUGUCAUCCUGGCCUCUAAGACAGGAGGCCGGUGCCAGCCAUGCCCGCGGGGCUGGAUAUGGUCAGAGGAGCACUGUUACUACCUCUCUGCAGAGGCACGAACCUGGGAGGCCAGCCAGGCUUUCUGCUCAGCCCACCAUGCCACCCUCCCGCUGCUGAGCCACACCCAGGACUUCCUGAGCAGAUACCCCAUAACCAAGCAGUCGUGGCUGGGGGCCCGGCGAGGCCCCCAGGGCUGGUACUGGACUGAUGGGGUGCCCCUACCGCCCCAGCUGCUCCCAGAGGAGGAUGACCCGGCUGUCAGCUGCGGGAGCCUGGAGGAGGGCAGGCUUGUGGCUGUGAACUGCAGCUCUCCCAGACCCUGGGUCUGUACCAGGCACGCCCAGUGACUCCAAUGCCAUCUGCCCUGAGCCCAAAGGGGACCCAGGUGAGACCUGGAGCUGCCUCCCUGGGCCCUAGCUGUUAGCCGUCCCUGCUGUGUGCUCAGGGGUGCUGCAGGAGUCACCCAGGGUACUGGACUCACGAUGCAAGGUCACAUCCAAGGAGCAGGAGCCCCUCUGUGGCUGCAGUGCAGCUGCUGGUUUAGGUCGGCAGCAUCUGAGGCUGCUUUGAUCCCUGACUCUGGGUGGUUUCGUAACCGUUCUGUCUCACUUUCCCUCAUUAAAAUGGCCAUUGCCCAUUCUCCCAUCGACUGCCUCACCACCCUGUUUCUGUCCAGGAGGAAGUCAGGGAGAGCGUCGUGUGCUGCUUGGUGCAAGAGCUGUGCAGUGGGGACGUGAUGCCUGGAGUGUCAAGGCGUGGUUUCCUCCAGUCCCCUGAGUGUUGGCCAACCCAGCUGGUAGGGCCCGCAGGGUCCCCAGGGCAUGCAUGACCGAGGCAGGGAGGAAGCAGAGGAAGUUAAGGGCACUCCAGCUUGGUAGGCAAAAGUGGCAGCAAGGCCAGGCACCUGGGGAAUGCAGGCAAGCGGAAGGUAGCUCCUGCACCCUCAGCCUUAGCAGCCCAAGAGGCCUGCACAGAGGUGCUCAGAAGAGGCUCUGCACAUUUUCUGGGCUAGACCUCCCCAAGCAAUGGUACUGUGCCUGGGCCUUGUCUCUGUGUCAAACCUGUACUCCAACCAUUGCAUGCAAACUUGUGAACCAAUUAUUCCAUGCAAACGAACCUUCCUCUGUACAGUCAGACCACAAACCCAAGCUCCAACCAAAGAAUCCUUUAUCAGAGCCAGCACUGUGAUACAGUGAGUUCAGCUGCCACUUGCAAUGCCAGCAUUCCAUGCAGGAGCUCAAGUUCAAGUCCUGGCUAUUCCACUUCCAAUCCAGCUUCCUGCUAAUAUGCUAGGAGGCAGCAGAAUAGGGAAUGAGUGCCUGGGCCCCUACCAUUCACUAGGAGACUUGGAUGAAGCUCCUGGCUCCAGUCAUCUUGUGG
This is a messenger RNA of Ochotona princeps (American pika), 2339 nucleotides long. It is a transcript of the gene KLRG2, whose product is annotated as killer cell lectin like receptor G2. The transcript is spliced from 5 exons. The record is from RefSeq and is a predicted model, not a curated record. NCBI's taxonomy places the organism in Eukaryota, Metazoa, Chordata, Mammalia, Lagomorpha, Ochotonidae. The coding region runs from base 2 to 1306 and encodes 434 amino acids.